This is a messenger RNA of Rhea pennata, 8422 nucleotides long. RefSeq names its product glycophorin C (Gerbich blood group) (gene GYPC). The transcript has 5 exons. The record is from RefSeq and is a predicted model, not a curated record. Gene Ontology annotation, cellular component: membrane; cortical cytoskeleton. NCBI's taxonomy places the organism in Eukaryota, Metazoa, Chordata, Aves, Rheiformes, Rheidae. Bases 1 to 711 code for a protein of 236 amino acids.
AUGCCGGCCGGUUUCCCACGCGCAGGGCAGGCCGGGGCUCGGGGCCCGUGGCGGAGCCGGAGCGAGGGCCGCGCCGAGCUGCGCCGCUGGCUGCACAGCGGUGAUCCCGCGCGGGUGAACAAGGCAAAAGAGAAUGACACAUGUGCUGUUUCCUUUUCCAGUUGUAAAGGGGUCAGGAGCCCGGCAAGGAGAGUCUGCACAAGAGCAGCAUUUUCCCGGGCUCUUCCAGCUGUUCUGCUCAAUCCCGCCGUCCGUUCUGAGCAGGGAAGAGAGACUGUCAACACAAAUAAGGCAUUUUUCAAAGGCGUAAAUUAUGAGUUACCAAAACAAUACGACAUCUCUACCACGUUGUCUGGUCAGCUCAGAUCAGCUCACAGAUAUCCUCUGCAGCUCCUAUUCCUUCAUGCCUGUCCCCUUCUCAGCCGGCAAGCAAGUUCUCAUAUCUCAUCAAAGGAAAUACAGGAUGGAGAGAUCGAGAGCUCUUCGGUUGGAGCAGAUGUGGCUGUUAUCGGAGGUGUGAUUGCUGCAGUGGUAUUUGUCCUCAUUUGCCUGUUGGUUGUGAUGCUCCGAUACAUGUACAGGCAUAAGGGCACCUACCACACCAACGAGGCAAAAGGAACUGAGUUUGCCGAAAGCGCAGACGCCGCUUUGAAAAAUGACCCUGCUCUCCAGGAAGCAGUGGAUGACAGCAAAAAGGAAUAUUUUAUCUGAGAGGCAAGGAUUUCCAUGGAGAUUUCCCCAAGGGAGUCAGUCAGAAAUACUACAUCAACACAAGUGCUGAGAAGGAUAAUAUGAGGACAGAGGCAAGCAUCCUAAUUGAAAAAUACCUCUUUUCUUUUUUUGACAUUGGGUUGUUUCUUUUCCUCCACCCAUGAAGAACUGAAUGCCAGAUACUUGCCUGCUGAUUUUAUUAGCAACACAGCUGGUCUCAGUUGAAAUCGAUAUCAGAUAAGAAACAAAAUCUCAGUAUGAGUGAUACACCAAAACCAGAUAAUGAUAGCAAAUGUCAAGCCUUGACAUUUGGUGAAAAUAGCAGAUGCCAAUGGAAAACAUCCUCUUAGAGUUAAUGAUGCAGCCUAUGCUGAUAUUAUACAGAACUACCUGAAAUUGAAUUUCAAAUGGUCACAGAACAAACAGUAAACUAGAUAAAGCUGAGACAGCUGGAACAAAAACAGCUUUGUAGUCCAGGUAUCUCUCCCUUCCCCUUAAAUGUGCAAUUUUAUGGGCACAGGGGAGUUUGUUUUGUUUUUUGAGGGAUUUAGAUAGAGAUUUUCUUCUUGAAUUUUUAGAAGUCUAUAUAUAUAAAAGUCAAAGACACUUCAAAGAAAAAAACUAUUGAAAAAUAUGGAAAAUCUAAGAAUGAAGGAUUUAUUUCUAACUUGCUCUGCAUGGCAACUUGUGAAGACAAAACGUUGGAAUUUAUCACAUAGAUUAUAAUAGUCAGUAGACUUUCAAAUUUGAUUUCAAUUAGUUGUUAGUUUUCCUACAAGCAUGCAUGAAUAGAUAGAUAUUAAAAGGUAAAGCAUCUUGUUUUGAGCAGGCCUUUUGAAACGAUGGAGCUCAGCUAGACUUUUUUCAAGUAAGAUAUUUUUGCCUGAGUAUUUAUUUAUUUAUUUUGCAUUGGAAAACUCUUUUGAACACCUGCCAAUAAGAUUUUGGAUUUUUACAGCUCUAGCACAGAUAGCAAUAAAUCUUUUACAAAUUAAAUGACAAAAUGGCACUAGAAGGAUUCAUCUGAAUCCCAAUGGAUUAAAUUGAUAUCUCCCUCUGUAUGGCCUUUAUAUAUCCUUUGCAUUGCACUAGAUAUGAGAAUUACACUGACUACCAGUGCUUUAAUUUAAAUAAACAAACAAAUUAAUCAUGGUGGGUCACAGGAAAAGAUUUUGUUCCUUGCCUAAGAAUCAACAGAGAUGAGUUUCUUUGCCCCAGUAAGCUGUCUUCCUAAUUUAAGCCCACAGUUAGCUCCAGAAAUAGGAUAAUUGUUCGGUGCACCUGUUCUUCCCCAGCUGCAAUGGUGCCCUGGACUACUGAAAACAGAAGAGGAGAAUACGUGAUAACAAAUAGGAUGCUGAUGAGCUCUGCUCAACCUGAUAUGUUUUUUCCUGUGUUUUGAUCUAUGUGUGUGUGUAUAUAUACAUACAUACAUACAUAUAUAUAUAUAUAUAGUCACCUAUAACUGUGCUUUCAAGACAUUGUUGCUGAUCAUAUAUACUCACUUCUUGGCACCAAAAACUUGGAAAGCUCCUGGACUCCAGCAUAUCCAAUGCAAUGCUGGCCACAUAAAUGCUACAGGGAAGACAGAUCUGAACCAGAGAAGACACUGAGGACUCAAGUUGGUGAAGAAAUGGGACAUUUUUGUGUGUUCAAUCACAGUCUCAGUCUUUUCUCAGUACCUGCAGGAGGUGGACUCUGAACUAUUCUUUGAAUCCUAAUAGCUUAAAUCUUGGCUAAUUCUAUAAGUUUGCAUUUUAAUCAAAUAAUAACAAAAUCAUGCCAAAUUUACUUGCUUAACAUAUUUUUCAUAAUAUGCUGUUGCACAAGCACAUUGUAUUUUGUGGCUAGUUCAGUAUAAAAUGCACAUAACCCAACACUAUUAGAGCUCAUAUAUUUUGAUAUUAUGCACUUGAUUAUUUCCUUCUAAAUUACAUUACUAUUUUAAUGUUUUACUACUUUUGAAAAAGGAAUCUGGCUUUAUUUUUCUGGAACAAAUUUUGGAAGAAAUUUACUAAUCUUAGCUAUAAGACUAAGUCUGUAAAACGGAAGAUUUAUCCCUGACCUUCCAAUCAAAUAAAAAAGUAGUAUUUCCCCUGAUGAGAGGAGAGGGUAAAUGGGAUGACUUGAUCUCUGUCACAUCUCUUAGAUAAGGCACAGAAACACCCAAAAACUUUGCCUGAAUGCUAGCAGGACCUACAGAGGUUACUAGUCCUUCAGCACCUUCUGUCCCUUUACAUAUAUCCAGACCCACAUGAUCUAGGUUUGGCUGUUGAAGAAUAUUUGCUUAAUUGAAUUUUAUUUGAUACCAUCCAGGUGAUAGGCUGGAACAAUUUUCUUUCUAAGUUCUCCUAAGGUGACCUAGGGCAAUGUGUGAGGAACAUUGGCAAUAAAUUCCUUCCUAUCUCCCCAGUCAUGAAAUUCUCUGUUUUUUACAGCAUGAGCCUGUUGAUUAGAAUUAGAGAACUGUGAACUGUGAACAGAAGCAGAAGAACCUGCAUCUUUCUCUUUUUUCUUUCCUCUUUUUUUUUUUUUUUUUUCUUUUUUUUUUGGUGGAUUGUUUUUUUAAAUUUAUAGUGUGGACAGAGCCAAACAAGUCAUGUUCACUAAUGGCAUCUGAACUAUAGAGUCCAGAUUUUCUGGUGAUAUAAAACAAAUUCAGUGGAGUUUAGCCAAUUCUUACCAGUUCAGUCAGCCCCAGACUUUGUGUUAUUGCCUUCCCAAAAUCUGAACUGAAUGCAACUCCUGGGCUCGACCAUUUUCCUACUUAGUAGCUUAAUUAAAUCUCUUUAUCCAGGCAAACAAACUGUCUAAGCAUACAGCAACAGCUUCGCAAUUAGUCAUGAGCCACUUUGAAUGUUUGCAGAGCAGUGACUCUGGCAAAAAACGAUAGUUUCAGUUAGUUUAUUUUUCCUAGUGUCCCAUUUGGUUCCAGGACUUUGUGAGUUUAGGAAUGACUAAGGCACACUGAACAGAGAGAAGAGCUGGUUUGUGAGGAUUUUUUUUGUUUAUUUGUCUUUUUCAGGACAAAUUUUGCUUUGUAAUGGAGAGAAUUCAUGACAUCUGAUGACUGGCAGAGCUCUGAUGGCCUGAUCCUGCUAUUUUUUACUCAUACAAUAACUCUAGUAUCUUGAGUCAUUCAAUUUAGCUGUAAAAGUGUGCAUUAUAAACUUCCUACAACUUUUAGGGCUAAUUAGCAAACCCUCCUUUUGUAAGCCCCAUGCUGUGCUAGAACAAACACUGGGUAUAUGUCUCAGGUGGCUGCCAUAGGUUUUAAUCCACAAUGAAUAAUUGCUUUUUAUCAAUUUCCUUAACAAACAAGAGAAUUAAGGAAAUUGGUUCUUCCUCCUCACCAGGCUUUUAGCCUCGGUGCCUCCAGUGCUGUCUCCCCAAUUCUUCUGCAGCUCUCAGGUGACCCAUCUGCUCAACAGCUCCUGCCCCAAUACCUAGGCAGGCUCCCCAACUGCCUUUGCGUGGCAUGCCCCUGGCAGUUCCUUCAACGGCCCCCACGCCUGCUGCACACACUUUCCCUAUCACCACACUCCCUGUCACCACCGUGAUGUCUUCAGCUGCUCCCACACUUCUCCUUUGCCGCCUUACUUUUUUCAUGGAAACAUGCUGCAGUUGGAUUGAUACAUAUACCGACUGUACAAUCAAUCAUAUCUCUGUAGUGAAAUGCAUCCAGGAUAAAAAGAUAAAUUUGACUAGUUUUUUUUUUUUUUUGAAUCAGUGUAGGCACUAACUUUGUCCCUCUCCACCACACAAGAUCUAAGAAGAGGUUCAGACCUCCAGUUCUGUGCCAGAUUUGAUCAAAACUAACCAGUGAGUUGAACAAGGACUGAUUUAUAGAGUCAUCAUAUAGGCUAUAUUUUCACAGAAAACAGCUAAAAAUAGUACUGCAAGCUCUCUAGUUAGUUAACUUUAGUGUUAUAAACCCCUAGUGUUUGGUAAACAAGGGAGCAGAAUGACGGUCUCUCAAACAAAUCAGUUUUGUCCUGAUGCCCUAGUGCUCUUGAAUACCACUUUGCAGAGAAAGCCACAUGCUUUCUUGCACCACUUUGCAUCAAAUUUACCAAUAUUUGCUGAGCUUGGAAGGGAGAGGAUUAAUAUGGUAUUUUAGGAACACAGAACGUUUUAAAAAAUACUUGUGGAAAUGAUGAGAGUUAAAUGUAACAUUUCUGAUGAUACUGGUAAGCUUUAAGAGUGGUGCCUUGAAGCUUUCAGAUUCUCUCACUCAAAAAAAUUUGUUGUUUACAAAGGGAAAUUAAUCUGCUUUUAAACUGUCUCUUCUAAACAACAUUAAAUAAGUCUUGAAAACAGAUUACAAAUACUUAAAUAUUCUUCUGCUGUGCCUUAGCCUCAGGAGUGGUAUUUCUGCUAAUUUUUGGAGGAGUCCUGUAUGUUCCUCCUCUGCACAUAAAAACUGGUGCCAGCUUCUGUGGCAGCAGGACAGCUCAGCAGAGUAAUCCUGUCCAAAAGCAGUCAGUCCCUACAGUGUAUCUGACUACCCAUUUUUGGACCUGGUACUCAUUUAUUUCUAAGGCUGGGCCACUAUCAUUCCAGAUGUUCCUGGGGGCCAAUCUGCCACUGCACAUUAAUGUAGUCCUGGGAAGGAUUUAAACAGUUACUAGUCGAAGUAACUAUAUAUAUAUAUAUGUUUUCUUUUUAGAAAAAACAGGACCAAAUCACUUUCAGGGACUAUUAAAAAUAAUACCAUAGGAUCUCUUAGAACCAUCAAUGUUGAUUUUUCUUUUAAAUCAAAUCUAGGGUCUGUGGGAACAGCAGGAAGGGAGAAAAAUAACACUCUUCCUUCCCUUUCAGCAGGGAAUGCAGAAAAGGUGCUGAAACAUUUAUAGAAGGAUAAGUAGGAAAAAAAUGCUAGCUAGGGACUGCCAAGCCUGCAAGGAUUCCUCACAGAAUAGUGGAAAGGCUGAGACAAGAUGUAAAUCAGUAAAAAGAUAAAGAAGGAGGGAAGGUAAUUAAAGGCCAAUAGAGAUGGAGAGCAGUUUUUUGCAGCAAGCAAAACAGAUAUUGCUGCUUGGAGAAAUCAAAGGGUAUUUGCUGAAGGUAACUGCAGACAUCAUAUUUCUUUGAAUUAUAUGAGGUGUUUGAAUUCCUUGCAUGUGCCAGUCCAAUCAGAAAAUGCUAAAUACAUGCCAAAAGAGUACCCAUGUUAAAUGAAUUAAGAGCUGUUUAUAGCGUUUUCUAAAAAUCUCAGUUCUGCACAUAAAAAAGCUUUGUGUGCUUACAAAAUGCACAAGCAUCACAGCAAUAGUUUAAAUAAGAAAAAUAAUCCUGAACAAGUAGUGAACAGACAUCUGAGGUCUAGGAAUUCAGGUAGUGGAUAAAGGAAGCUAAAGGUAUCAGAGAAAAAGGGUCAAUAGUGAGUGAAAAUUCUAAUUAUACUAGAAAGAAAUGAAAUCUUUGUAGUAGUAGAGGUCCUUCGCUAAUUCAGGAUGAUAAUACUGUCAGUGACUGGAAAUAAGAAAUCUUCAUUCUGUGCAACUGUUCCCUGUGCAGCUGGGAUAAACCCCCGCUAAAUUCAGUGGGACAUGAAUUUCAGUGACUGCAUUUAUCCUUCCUGCAAAGAUUAUAUUCCUGCCUAUUUCAGAAAGAAGCAUACUAAUCAAUGCAGAAGUCUUUACAAGAGAUAAUCUUUCAGCAUAGUCUCAUGUUUUCACACCUUUUUCUUUUGUUUCAAACUGUGUAUAUUACGGGAAGUAUCUGAUGAGAUACUGUAUUAAAGUCUGUUUGAAUGGCUUGAAUGGCAGCACUGCUCUGACAAAAGGAGAGAGCACAGAGCAUUCAAAGCUUACUGAUGUUGCAUGUUAAAGCUCACUACGGUGUUUUUAUUUACUAAAGCUAUUAAUAUACUGCUGGAAUAAAUCUACUAUAUUUUGAAUUGGUAAAAAAGCUAAAAUAUGAAGAAGCAAAUAACUUUAUAAUUAAAGUUGUCAUUUGCAGCAUUUAAAAGACUGUUCGCGUAUUUUUGUUCUCUUUUAAAAUACUUUGAACUUUUAGAAUUGCCAAUUAUGUUGUUUUCUUAAGAGUGUAGAUCAAAAAGGAAUUAGUAGGCAGGAAUUUUUAUUAAUAGAGCCUGAAAACCCCAAAAGAUAUGCUGCUGGUAUUUCUGUUUAAAAGAGAAGAGAAGCUUUUGAUAGAUCUAAGAAGGAGUCAAACUUCAAAUAAGAAAUCAAAGAAUAAUUCUCUCUAAAAGAACAUUAUGCUGUGGAUGCCAAUGUGGACCUGCACACUGGCCUGUUAUAUGAGGCAUGGUAUUCUGAAAAUGUCUAGGCAGGCUCAUAAAACAUCUAAUGGAUAUUUACUGAUGGAUGGUCUGCCUUACACCCAACUGCUGCCAAGUACGAAUACUUCUGGUUUUUCUUUAUGCUUUCCAUACAGUUUCUAUUUUAUCAUGAUAUAUGCCUAAUUUAAGAAUAAAUCUUUUCAAAGAUUACUGCAAUUGGUGGGGAAAAAAACAAAAGGGGAUUUUUAGGUGAUAUAUGAUCGCACCAAAAUGAUACUUUAAAAAUGGUGACAUCACAUUCCCUGGAGGUGGUGGACUACCUGUUUUAAUAUCCACAUGUGGAGAAGUUGCAGUAAGAGUAGCUUUUGCCACGGAGCUUUUAAGUGCCACAGGGCUUUGAUGUGUAGGACUGUUGUGAAACCAGCAAUGGCCAUAUGGCUCAUUAGCAAUGUUCUUGCUGAGAUGACAAGCUGUAGGCUAAGACGGCUGAAGAAUACCCACCAGCUCCUCCACUAUUAGCUAGCACAUUAUGGAAAUUCAGCCUUGACUACAUAACACAUCUAACAAUGGGACUCAGUGUUAUUGGAGGUGCUUCAGCAGCCAAAAUGUGGGUUGAGUGGUACUGAUAUCAAUGGCAAUACAUGGUGUGUAAUUACAUGGAGUUUGGUCAUUGGCUUGCUGUUUGUUUGCCAAGAAUUAAUUUCUGCUUAUGGCAGAAACAAAGAACCGAGGGGAAAAAAAAAGAAAGAAAGAAAUACAUGAAAAGAAUAGUGUUCAGCAAUAUGUGUCACUACAUAGCUAUAUAAUUCAACUCUCAAGAAGUAUAUAAGACACCGAAUUAUAUUGCACCCAUCAGGAUUUCCACCAGCGCAUGGCUAAUUCAGAAACAACAACUUACACAUAUAUGUGAUUCGCUUCACACCUUUUCUGUGAUCUCUACUGGAUCUCUACUCUACUUGAAUAAAAGCCUCAGUGCAGAAUGUUAUGAUGUCACCAGCUAAGAAAGAGGUCCAAACCUUGCAAGGGUGAAUCUGCCUCCCAACAAAGCUUUCAACUAACAUUUAAUUCCAGUUUUAAAAAAAAAAGAAAGGAGUAACAACCAAAUCUUCUGCAGUCAGUCUUCCCAGGGCUGCACACACAGAGAGGCUUUCUAGUUCCUGAUGUUUGGCUAACAGCCAGGAAGUCUUGAGUAGUCUCUCAUUCUCCAAUAUCUUGGAAAGAAACUAUCUAAUCUCCCAGGAGGAACACUAGCAGAUUCACUUGAAAGCCCUUCUCAAUUUGACGUAUGGAUAUGCUGAUAAAAUGCAACUCAACACCAUAUUCUCAGUUACUGGAAACAAUCAUCUUUAUCUGUUUUAACAUCUAAUAGAAUGAUCAAUAGCAUUUUAAUAAAGCUUGCUGUAAGUCAUAUUUAACUCAAGUAAGAUUUUGUAUUGUAUUUCUAUUAAAUUACAGUUUCUGCCA